AUGAAGUUUGCCCAUUAUCUAAGGUUGGUUAAUUGGCAGUAUGUGGCUUUCCAAUUGCUCUCAUCGCCACGAGGUGAAAACGAAAGGUGCUCUUCGCCUUUCUCGUGCGGUGUUGUGUUGAUUAGGAUGGGCCAAGUAUGGAACGCCGCUUUGAAUCGAGAUUGGCUAAUUGUUAUGGAUACUGUCAAGUCCAGCAUCAAAUCGCUCGAUCCAAUCAGACCCUUUUACUCUAAUGAGAUUGAGGUACCACAACUGCUAGUUGAAACUGACGUUUCUGUUUGA
Messenger RNA from Nezara viridula (southern green stink bug), 282 nucleotides. NCBI's taxonomy places the organism in Eukaryota, Metazoa, Arthropoda, Insecta, Hemiptera, Pentatomidae. The record is from the annotation of a GenBank genome assembly.